Messenger RNA from Oncorhynchus gorbuscha (pink salmon), 4115 nucleotides. RefSeq names its product potassium voltage-gated channel subfamily KQT member 2-like. Lineage: Eukaryota; Metazoa; Chordata; Actinopteri; Salmoniformes; Salmonidae. Bases 59 to 2848 code for a protein of 929 amino acids. The transcript has 17 exons. Gene Ontology annotation, biological process: transmembrane transport; potassium ion transport. The record is from RefSeq and is a predicted model, not a curated record. Gene Ontology annotation, cellular component: membrane. Gene Ontology annotation, molecular function: voltage-gated potassium channel activity.
AAGGAGCUGAGAGAGAAGCCUAUACAGUAUAGGCUACACAUUGCAGAUUCGCAAUCGCAUGGACAUUGCAAUUGCUAUUCCAGAGGGACACCGACUGCAUUUACGAGCACACACAACACUCACCAGUGAUGCUACGAGAUUGAAAACUCCCGGUUUGAGUCACCUCGACUUUAGAAUGGUGCAGAAAAAUGUUAACGGUGGGGUUUACCCGACUCAAGCCGGAGAGAAGAAGCACAAAGUCGGCUUUGUCGGAUUGGACCCCGGGGCUCCCGAAUCUAGCAGGGACGGGGCGCAGCUGAUUGCGGGCUCGGAAAGCACAAAGCGGACCAGUAUCCUAUGCAGACGGAGGUCCAGUGCCAUAAGAGGUGGGAGAACGCCGAAGAAAAACCCCAGCUAUAGGAAACUACAGAAUUUUCUAUACAAUGCACUUGAAAGACCGCGGGGAUGGGCGUUUAUUUACCACGCUUAUGUCUUCCUGUUGGUGUUUUCCUGUCUCAUCCUCUCUGUUUUCGCUACCAUCAAUGAGUUCAAGAACAGUUCUGAGACUGCCUUGUACAUUCUGGAAAUAGUGACCAUCGUGGUGUUUGGAGUUGAGUACAUUGUGAGGAUAUGGGCGGCGGGCUGUUGCUGUCGCUACAGAGGAUGGAUGGGAAGGCUGAAAUUCGCCCGCAAGCCUUUCUGUGUUAUCGACAUCAUGGUCUUGAUAGCAUCUGUGUCGGUGCUGGCUGCUGGCUCCCAAGGAAAUGUCUUCGCCACCUCUGCCAUCCGCAGUCUCCGCUUCUUGCAGAUCCUCCGCAUGCUGCGGAUGGACCGGCGCGGGGGCACCUGGAAACUUCUAGGAUCAGUGGUCUAUGCCCACAGCAAGGAACUAAUCACUGCUUGGUACAUAGGCUUCCUCUGUCUCAUCCUGGCUAGUUUCCUGGUGUACUCGGUCGAGAAAGAUGACAACGACAUGUUUGAGACCUAUGCUGAUGCCCUGUGGUGGGGGCUGAUAACCCUGACCACCAUAGGCUAUGGGGAUAAGUUCCCAAAGACCUGGAAUGGACGUCUGCUGGCUGCAAUGUUCAGUAUGAUAGGAGUGGCUUUCUUUGCGCUCCCAGCUGGUAUCCUGGGGUCUGGUUUUGCUCUGAAGGUCCAGGAGCAGCACAGACAGAAGCAUUUUGAGAAGCGACGCCAACCUGCUGCUGGGCUGAUACAGAAUGCUUGGCGAUUUUAUGCUACGAAUCUCGCUCGGACUGAUCUGCUGUCGACGUGGGAUUUUUAUGAGGAGAACGUUUCUCUCCCAAUGUACAGACUCAUACCCCCCCUCAAUCAACUGGACCUCCUGAGGAAUCUGAAGGCCAAAUCCUUCAGCAGGAAGGACUCUCAGACAGAAGCCUCCCCCAGCCGGAAGCCUAGCCUAAAGGACAAGGUGCAUCCUAGUCCUUCCAAGAUGGCUGGGGCCACAGGGAGGUCCCAGUCCCCUGGGCCUGAAGACGGGGCAGAGGGAGGGCCGAGCUGGAGCUUCGCUGACAGGGCCCAAGGGGCCAUGCAUGCUUUCCGUGCCAGGGGCAGCACCUCGCGCCAAAACUCAGAGGUGCUGAUUGAAAUGCAGGAUGAAGACUUUGGACUGAAGAGUUCUCCAGCAAUUGAGGGGUUAAUAAAGGCUUGCCUCCCCGGGGAGGACGUUGGGGAUGAUAAGAACUGCAACUGCGAAUUCCUUCAAGAUUUAUCUCCUGGGUUGAAGGUCACAAUUAGGGCAAUAAUCAUCAUGAGGUUUCUGGUGUCAAAGAGGAGGUUUAAGGAGAGCCUACGGCCAUACGACGUGAUGGAUGUGAUAGAGCAGUACUCCGCAGGCCACUUGGACAUGCUGAGUCGGAUUAAGCAACUACAGUCCAGAGUGGACCAGAUUGUUGGUAAAGGUCCUCCAGAUAAAGGUGCCAAAGGUGGCGGUGACGGGGAGAAAGAGGAGGUGGACCCCAGCAUGAUGGGACGUAUGAUGAAAGUGGAGAAACGGGUGGGCUCCAUGGACAGAAAGCUGGAUUUCCUGGUCAACGUGUACGUACAGCGCAUGGGCAUCCCGCGCUCUGAGACAGAGGCCUAUUUCAACUCCAAGGAAGCCUACCCUGCACCCCCUUACAUUAGCCCCGAGGAUUGCAAGGAGGAGAAGCAGGAGGAGGAAAAGACGGUGAAAGAGGAGGAGAAGAAGGAGAAGAGCUGCUCCGCUGCCGAGGUCCUCCGCUCCGUGGAGAGGAAGAAGUGCUCCCCGGAGCCCAGGUCUUUGGGCACGCCCUCCGGCAGCCGCAGCCGCCCCUGCACCUCCUGGGAGCACCAGCUGCAGCACCCUCUCAGCCAGCCCGCCUGGAACAGCAGUGUGGCCAACAGCCCCUCACCUAUAGGGGGGGGCAGCGGAGAGCACUCCCCCUCUCUGUUCCGCCUGCCACCCCCUCCCCCACCCAUCCACGAGCGCUCAUCCUCCGGGGCAGGAGGGAGCAGUAGCCGGGAGGGCUCCUCCCAGGGCAGGAAGCGCAACAGGAGGCAGAGGCGUCAGCCAGACGUGGCCCCGCUGCCCACCGCGGAGAGUGACACGUCCCUGUCCAUCCCAUCAGUGGACCACGAGGAGCUGGAGCGCUCCUUCAGUGGGUUCAGCAUCUCCCAGGCCAAGGAGGACUUCUUUGGGGCGUCGUUCUUCAAUGGGGUGGCUGCAGAGACAGGGGCAUCUCUCUGCGCCAGGAUUAGACCCUUCAUUGCUGAGGGUGAAUCAGACACAGACUCUGACCUGUACACCCCUGGCGGCCCCUCGCCCCUCUCCCUCAGCGGUGAGGGGGCAGGGGGGUAUGGAGACAGAAUCUGGCCACCUCUCAAGUAGGCUCAGUAGGAUCAGAAUAACUGGCCCCUCGUAUGAGCUGGGAUGGAUUGAGAUAUGAGGGGAGGAUCAAGAAGAUUGCAUAUGUUAACGCUUGUCACUGAAACUUUCACAAACAAAAAAUGGCCCAAUUGAAUCUGUCUUGUGUGAUUGUAUGUGUAUGACCAUUGAGGUAUUCAGAGUUGUUUUAGGUAGAGUGUCCAAUCACCCAAAUGCUUGAGUUGAUGCUUUUCAUGUGAACUGAAGCCGAUUUUAAGUUAAAAGAUUAAUAUCUACUGCGCUUUCUGAACACUCAGUGAUUUCUCUGGACCAAAAAAUGUGGGGGGGAUAUUAGAAGAUAUGUCGAUACAGUAGCCCAUCAGUCGGCUAUACCUACAGUACAAGUCACCUACUGUAUGUUUAGGUUAUGCUGAGCCUUCGAAAACGAUCACUGCCUUGUUGGUUUUAUUCCAGUAUGACACGAUUUUAUUAGAAUUUAAUUGUUGCAUUAGUAUAUGAUUUAAUCAUGAAUUUCUGCGGCAAAUUCAGUAUAAUUCUAAAAGCCAAACUGUAAUGUGCUGAUGGGUUGUGUGCUGUGGUUUAUGUCCUGUUGUCCUUGGUAGAAAACAUUAUCGCAAACAAAUAGAGAAUACUGUAGAUGCAGCUGCACAACCCUUCUGAAGCGUAUGGUCUUAUUAAACACUGCGCUGACUCCUGGAAACGCAUGCCUUAAAUGAGUUCUGCAGAGUAAUUACACAACGUACAGUUCUACACUCUUAUUUAACCGCACGGUGACAGAGCGAGAUGACAAGAUUCACAUGACAUGAUUUUUAAGAGGAGGAGUUGUAGAACUGAGACACAAGCUAGUAGGUAGGCUUUCUACCUUUUGAGUUUUCAUCAAUAAUAUCUUACUGGUGGUGUCUGUUUAAAUAUGUCAAGUCAAUUUCUUAAUUUAAAAUAAAAGCUGCACGAAAAUAAUAAUAAAUGAAGUGCAUGGCAUGUACAACAGAAUAGUUGCUUUAGAUAGGAUGUCUAUGACUGUGGCAAGUAGGAACCAAACUGAAUUACAUUCCUCAACCAUUUCCUCAACCAUUCCACAGAUGAUCGAACAGGAAAAUAAAACCAAGCAACAUUGCACGAUUGACUUCAACUUCAAUAUAUACACUGCCGUUCAAAAUUUUGGGGUCACUUAGAAAUGUCCUUGUUUUUGAAAGAAAAGCACAUUUUUUUGUCCAUUUAAAAUAACAUCAAAUUGAUCAGAAAUACAGUGUAGACUUUGUUAAUGUUGUAA